Gastrolobium bilobum is the source of this 3219-nucleotide messenger RNA. Its product is annotated as ubiquitin carboxyl-terminal hydrolase 8-like. The transcript is spliced from 13 exons. Gene Ontology annotation, molecular function: cysteine-type deubiquitinase activity. Lineage: Eukaryota; Viridiplantae; Streptophyta; Magnoliopsida; Fabales; Fabaceae. Bases 6 to 2792 code for a protein of 928 amino acids. The record is from RefSeq and is a predicted model, not a curated record. Gene Ontology annotation, biological process: protein deubiquitination.
GGGCUAUGACCCGUUUUUCCGAGAAGCUCCGUUUCUCCUCCUUGUUCCUCAAACCGACCCGCUUUCUCGCUCUUGUUUCUCUCUCCACUCUCCAUUUCUGCAAGUCCCUUGCUCGCUUCUUACUUUCCCAAACCCUACCCUUUCUCGCCAUGGACAACCUCUUCGCCAAUAACGCCGACUACUUCGCCGACGACUUCGAUUCCACCUAUCAACUUCGCCCCCACCGUCGCUUCCUCCAAGAGGAUGACCGCGAUUUCGCCGACGAGAGGGUCUACUUGCUUCCCUACCGGUGGUGGAUAGAAGUAGAAAGAGAAGCUGAUCGUGUAGAAGGUGUUCUGUACACGGUGUUGUCCAAUUCUGAUUCUGACUCUGAAAUUUUGUUGCAUCUGAGGAAGGAAGAGGAUCGCAAGAAGAUUGAAAAUUUGGAAGCGGGGUUUUCAGGCCGUCAAUAUGCUUUGGUUCCUGAAGGAAUGUGGUUGCGUGCUCUCAAACGGUAUAAUGAUAUUAAUAAUGCAGUGAAAGAUUUUGGGAGCCACUUCUAUGCAGAGGACUGUUUUCCAGAUUUGUUCCCCUUGCAAGUUAGGAUUUUUGUUUCAUGGGAAACCAGUUCACUGGUAGCGAAGAUAAGCCUAAAGGAAAAUGUGGCUGACUUCUACAAGAAAGCUUGUGACAUUUUCAAUUCUGAGCAUAACCCAGUGCAUAUUUGGGACUUUUCUGGGCAGACAACCCAGUUCUUCAUAAAUGACAAAGUUAGUUUUCCUAACAAUUCUACUGGUCAACCUAAAGAGGUUCUUCUGGAGUUACAAGUUCAUGGAUUUUCAGACUUUGUGAGGGUUAAUGGGAGCAAUAAGAUGAUUACAGAUAGGUCUCAGAUGGAAUGUUCUUCUCACAGUGGCUCUGUUAUGAUGAAUGGAAGCACUGACCAUGUGAUUCCCCAUGUAACAGCAACCAAUUAUUUUCAAGGCAGUAGCUAUAGAGCAAUUCGAUCUUUGGGCUUGACAGGAUUACAGAAUCUUGGAAAUACUUGCUUUAUGAAUAGUGCCAUUCAGUGUUUGGCUCACACCCCGAAGCUUGUUGAUUUUUUCCUUGGAGAUUACCGUAAAGAGAUAAAUUAUGAAAAUCCCUUGGGAAUGAAUGGAGAACUUGCUUUAGCUUUUGGAGAUUUACUUAGAAAGCUGUGGGUUCCUGGAGCAAGGCCUGUGGCGCCAUCAAUGUUCAAGAUGAAACUUGCUAAUUUUGCCCCCCAGUUUAGUGGUUAUAGCCAACAUGACUCUCAAGAGCUUCUUGCUUUUUUGUUGGAUGGAUUGCAUGAAGACCUUAACCGUGUAAAACGCAAACCAUAUCAUGAAGUUAAGGAUGCAGAUGGCCGUCCAGAUGAAGAAGUGGCAGAAGAGUAUUGGAGAAAUCACCUUGCUCGUAAUGACUCCAUAGUAGUUGAUUUGUGCCAAGGUCAGUUCCGUUCGACAUUGGUUUGCCCUGUUUGCAGGAAGGUUUCUUUCACAUUUGACCCUUUUAUGUAUCUAUCUCUGCCUUUACCUUCUACAACAAUACGGACCAUGACUGUGACUGUCAUGAGCACUGAUGGGAUUACAUUUCCUAUCCCACUUACUGUAACAGUGCCUGAAUGUGGAACACUUGAGGAUCUUAUUGGGACCUUAAGUGUGUCUUGUUCUCUAAGAGAUGAUGAAACCCUCUUGGUGGCCGAGAUAUACAGGAAUAAGAUUUUUCGAAAAUACGGUCCAUCUGAUUCAUUAGCUGAUAUUAGAGAUCAAGACACACUUGUUGCUUACCGAAUACAAAAGUAUAAUGAAGCUAGUCCCCUUUGUUUUUUCGUACAUGAACGUUUGGUGGAAAAUUCUGCGAAGGAGGGGAUUGAAAAUAGAUUGUUUGGCAUUCCAGUUGUGGCAAGUUUGUCCAGUAUUUCUUGUGGAUAUGAUGUUCGUAAGGAGUUUCUGAAGUUAAUCAAUCCAUUUCUGCUCCCCAAUGAAGAUAUGUUAGAUGAGUAUGAUGAGGAUGAUGGUGUAAAUAAAAAACUUAGUGAAGAUGAUGGAUUGGCCGAUAUGACUAGCUCUGCAGCAAUGGGAAGUAAUGCAGAUUCAAACAGUGGAACAGAAGAUGACAUACAUAUGUGCGCUGACUUUGAAUUCUACUUACCUGCUGGGUCAGGAAUAGAAAAUGUCAAGAUAACAUUGAGUGAACCCUUACCAGUCACAGUUUUGUCCAGAGAUCUGGAUGUGUUUGUCUUAUGGUCAGAUAAGAUGCUUAAAAAGUAUGAUACAUACCGGCUUGGCUCCUUGCCUGAGGUUUUCAAGACCCAACUAUUGACCAAGAGAACGCAAGAGUCAGUUUCUAUUUACAAGUGCCUUGAAGCGUUCUUGAAAGAGGAACCUCUUGGGCCAGAAGACAUGUGGUACUGUCCUACCUGCAAAAAACCUCGGCAAGCAACUAAAAAACUAGAUCUUUGGAGAUUGCCUGAAAUCCUUGUUGUUCAUUUGAAGAGGUUCUCAUACAACCGAUUCUUCAAGAACAAGCUGGAAACAUUCGUUGACUUCCCAAUUAAUGAUCUGGACUUUGCAACCUAUGUUACCCACAGGAAGAGUCAGUCGUCCAAGCGCUAUGUUUUGUAUGCAAUUAGUUGUCACUAUGGAGGGUUAGGAGGAGGUCAUUAUACAGCGUUUGUCCAUUAUGGCCAUGAUAAAUGGUACGAGUUUGAUGAUAGCAGGGUUGCCCCUGCUAGUGAGGACAUGAUAAAGACUUCUGCUGCAUAUGUUCUUUUCUACAAGAAGGUUUAGAUGAAAACUUCUGAUGCAAUUGUCUAAUUAGUCAUAGCAACAUGGAAAGGUUGAGGCUUUUUAGACGUUUUGCGCCUAUACAAUUGUCUGACUUUCUCAAAAUUGCUGCUUAAGCGGUACCGGUUCGGUUUUACUGAGAUAAAGUGAAGAGAAAAGCAAAGGAUAUAAUAUUGUACAGCUUUUAGAAGCCACAGGGAAAAGAGGGUAGAUUUUAAAAUUUUAAGCCCGGUGGAUAGAUUAUUACACCUUUUGUUCGACAUGUAUAUAUGCAUGCUGGAAAUUUUUAACCAAUUUUUUUUAGCUCAUGUAGUUUGCUUUCUUUUUAACCCAUGAUUAUAGAUAAAAAAAUUACACAUUUUUGUCUCCUUAGUUCAUAUCAUUUUUCGUAAUGCUCUUCGGUUAGACCAAUUUUUACAGUGCUUUUAUG